Messenger RNA from Cataglyphis hispanica, 1474 nucleotides. RefSeq names its product proteasome subunit alpha type-7-1 (gene Prosalpha4). Lineage: Eukaryota; Metazoa; Arthropoda; Insecta; Hymenoptera; Formicidae. Bases 292 to 1041 code for a protein of 249 amino acids. Gene Ontology annotation, cellular component: nucleus; proteasome core complex, alpha-subunit complex; proteasome core complex. The transcript is spliced from 7 exons. The record is from RefSeq and is a predicted model, not a curated record. Gene Ontology annotation, biological process: ubiquitin-dependent protein catabolic process.
CUCGCGAGUGAAGUACGUCGCACAUUCGUCGUAACGCGUUGAAUAUCACGCCGAGAUUUCGGUUUUCCUGGGCACACGAAGGAGUAUCCUGAUAUUUCGCACAGCUGAUAAUCCCUCAUUGUAAUUCGUACGAUCAUUGUCAGCACUGCUAGGGAAAUGCGUUGUCAUGUUCGUGUCUGCGCAUGCUGCGCGGUGGAACGAGAAAAGCGGUGCAGCUUGGUGACUGCUCAGAAAACGGCGAAGUCAUUUAAAACUUCUGUGAAACGGUGCUUAUUUUGAACUGCCAAAACGAUGUCGGCGAGAUACGACAGAGCAAUCACGGUAUUUUCGCCGGACGGCCAUCUGCUCCAGGUGGAAUAUGCUCAGGAGGCUGUCAAGAAGGGCUCGACAGCGGUCGGCGUACGGGGAGCCGAUGUAGUAGUCUUAGGCGUUGAGAAAAAAUCUGUUGCUAAAUUGCAAGAAGAACGUACAGUGCGCAAAAUAUGUCUCCUAGAUGAUCAUGUAAUUAUGGCUUUUGCAGGUUUAACUGCCGAUGCAAGAGUAUUAAUUAACCGUGCGCAAGUUGAAUGCCAGAGUCAUAAAUUAACUGUAGAGGAUCCUGUUACCUUGGAAUAUAUUACGAGGUAUAUUGCAGGCUUAAAACAAAAAUAUACACAGAGUAACGGCCGUAGACCUUUUGGAAUAUCCUGUCUCCUAACUGGAUUUGAUUAUGAUGGUAUUCCACAUUUGUAUCAAACAGAGCCAUCAGGGAUAUAUUAUGAAUGGAAGGCGAAUGCAACAGGACGCAGCGCUAAAACUGUGCACGAAUUCUUGGAAAAGUAUUAUACUCCAGAAGAAGUAUCGACAGAAAGAGGUUGUAUAAAACUAGCAAUCAAAGCGCUGCUUGAAGUAGUUCAAUCAGGACAAAAAAAUUUGGAAAUAGCGGUAAUGCGACGCGGGCAGCCAUUACAGAUGUUAGAUACAGACACCAUAGGUGAAUAUGUAACAGAAAUCGAAAAGGAGAAAGAAGCAGAGGCGGAAAAGAAAAAACAGAAAAAGUGAUGCUUUUGCACCCCCAUUGUGUACUUCUAUAUUGUAUCAUUAUUAAUUUUUAUUAUAAAAUAAACCAUUUGGAAAUAGAAAAAAAACUGAUAUAUGAUAAGAUCAAAAUGAAGCAUAAAAUUAGGAUUUUUUUAUUUGUAUUAUUUACUAUUACGAAACUGAAAAAUACAUACAAAACUUGCUAAGUUUUAAAAUCUAAAAUUCAAAUUAUAAUUAUAAGGAGAAUGAUCACAAUAUUUUGUGAAUUGUUUUCAGUAAUAAAUUAUUAAAUUUUGCACAUAUAUAUGUAUAUAUAUAUAUAUAUAUACAUAUUAAUAUUGUUACAAUUUUUAUUACAAAUUUUCUCUUGUAUAUUUGUUUUAUAGAUUAAAAGUUUUUUUUAAAAAAGAUAUAUUUUAAUAUAUUAAUGAGAAAAUAAAGUUAAUAUAAAUAA